AUGUUUGGUUUUCUUAUACACUCCUAUGUUCUGUGGCUCAUCAUCAAAGGAACUGGAAGUGGAGUCACAUCUGACUAUUUCAACCUCAAUCUCUCUGUUUGUGAGAUCAUGUUCUCUCUGAAUUGUUUAUUAAGUAUUGUGGUAAAUGCCAUAAUAUUUCAUGGUUUCAUGAAAUUACCAGCGUUUCUACAAGGACUUGCAUUCACUGGUCGUCCUCUGUUUCAGUGUCUGAUCUGUGUUGAGCGUUUCCUGGCAGUGGUUUAUCCUGUAACCUUUCUAAAGUACAAACCUCUCAGAUAUAGAGUCAUCUGCUGCACUGUGGUCUGGAUAAUCACUCUUGGAUCAUGUUUGUUCUGCCUGUUUUCUUCAAUCUCAAAUACUUUUUAUAUAUAUUCAUGGUUUUUCUCGAUUCAGUUGCUACUUUUACUCUCCAUCCAGUUGUUUUGUCUUUUGGCUGUUCUCAGAGCUCUGAAACAAUCAGGACCAGGAGAGAGAGCGAGAGAGAGAGAGGAGGAAAACAACAUGAAAAGAAGAGCGUUUAAUAUCAUUCUAAUAACUACAGUGAGCAUGGUUAUCAUGCUUGUGCCAUACACUAUUACUGGACUAGUCACUGCCGGAAUGAGGUUAAAGUAUGUAACUGAGACGUCUCGUAUCUGUACUGAUAUGGACUGA
Messenger RNA from Carassius auratus (goldfish), 672 nucleotides. Its product is annotated as C-C chemokine receptor type 8-like. Lineage: Eukaryota; Metazoa; Chordata; Actinopteri; Cypriniformes; Cyprinidae. The transcript is spliced from 2 exons. Gene Ontology annotation, cellular component: plasma membrane. Gene Ontology annotation, biological process: positive regulation of Rho protein signal transduction; phospholipase C-activating G protein-coupled receptor signaling pathway. Gene Ontology annotation, molecular function: G protein-coupled receptor activity. The record is from RefSeq and is a predicted model, not a curated record. Bases 1 to 672 code for a protein of 223 amino acids.